Messenger RNA from Saprolegnia diclina VS20, 660 nucleotides. RefSeq lists its product as hypothetical. The transcript has 2 exons. The record is from RefSeq and is a predicted model, not a curated record. NCBI's taxonomy places the organism in Eukaryota, Oomycota, Saprolegniomycetes, Saprolegniales, Saprolegniaceae. Bases 11 to 604 code for a protein of 197 amino acids.
AUUCCUCAAUAUGCCCAAGCCCACACGCACCACCGUAGCCGUCGCGAUCGCCUUUGUCGUCGUCGCUGCGUACGGCGCCUGCGUCGUCGCCCUCGACGCCUCCAUGUACGGCGCACUCAUCGUGAUGCCGCAUGCCAUUGGCGCAGCGAUUACUGCGAUCGUAAUUGCGGCGCUGGGUCUCAUGCACCUCGUCUGGACGCGCUUGGUACCGUCACCCACGUUUUGCCUUGUGCUUUUGAUCCUCGAGGUCGUCUGCGCCAGCGUGCUUUUGGGUUUGGCCGUCAACGGUGUUGCCAAGACAACGAGCGCAAUCGAGACCGCACCAGCGCUCACGACGUACCAGCACCGCAUGGAAACCUUCUUCGCCUCGGACAAGGCGCCACAGUUCAACUACACCGACAGCCUCUGGAGUUCUAACGCAUUUCAUGGUCCGUCAAAUCCAAUGUACCGCAACUACGACGAUGCAGCCGUCGCGAUCGCGUCGGGUGUUGCGCUGUUUUGCUUGCUUUUGCUGGCUGCGCGCGUGUGGGUCGUCCGCCGCGCCAAGAAAUACCAGGAUGCGCUUCGGGACGCCACCGUGCAAUCCCCCGUCGACAACGCAUAGGUGUCUAGCUGGGUGUAUAGUCCUCUAUGUAUAAGCACAUGUUUUUGCUACAUGCG